Messenger RNA from Neoarius graeffei (lesser salmon catfish), 1852 nucleotides. Its product is annotated as E3 ubiquitin-protein ligase TRIM39-like. NCBI's taxonomy places the organism in Eukaryota, Metazoa, Chordata, Actinopteri, Siluriformes, Ariidae. The record is from RefSeq and is a predicted model, not a curated record. The transcript has 6 exons. Gene Ontology annotation, molecular function: protein binding. Bases 78 to 1397 code for a protein of 439 amino acids.
UGCACCAGGUUUUGCUUGAAUCAGUUCACGCACACACACACGCACACAGGUGCUGCUGUCUGACUCAUCCAACCAGAAUGCACUUUCCUUUCCGCAAACGCUCCUCCGUGCCAAGGUCUCGAGGGAACUCUAAUGUCUCCUGCUGUCCAGUGGUUGCGGGUUCUGCUGUACUUUACUGCGAAACAUGCGAUCAGCCACUCAGCAGCCGCUGCGUCAUUAAUGGCACACACCGAGAUCACCGCCUGAAGGAUCUAAAGGAUGCCGUGCAUGAUCAAGUGGAAAAAGUAGAAAAGCUUUCCAAGGACCUGACAGAGAAGGAAAAGAAGUUUGGCAACUUCAUACCAAAGAUUGACGCAGCAGAGCGCAAGCUCGAGGAGAUGUGCAAACAAACAGAGGAGCUUCUUCAGAAGGAGUACAGUGCCCUGAUGGCUUUGAUCGAGCAUAAUCAGCAGCAGGCUUUGUUCAUCCUGAAUGCACAGAAGGAAACCAUAAAGCGGCAAUUACAUCAGCUGCUGGAGGACACACAUAACAACAAGACCAAGUCCACAGCCAUAAUCGAGAACGUAAAACAGCUCAGCAGCAAAGAAGAGAGCGAGAACCCAGCCAGCCUGCUGGGGGAGAUCAGUGCACUUGAGACCAGCCUGUAUACGAUGAAAGAGUUUUACUCCUCUGUGGACAAGAAGCUGGAAGUUGAUGACACAAAACUGAAAGCUCUGGAAAACUCCAUCAAGAAAAUUGUGGAAAGAAACAAAGAGCUUCUGCCAAGGCCAUGGGAAUUCUCAGAGACCAUCACUUUGGAUGAGAGUAAAAAGCCAGAGAAUGUCCAGAUCUCGGAGGACAAGACAGAGAUAUCAGUGAACCCUUCAAGCAAUAUCGGCCUUAGUAGGCAAUCCCCAUGGAACAGCAUGCAGGCAUCUCAGACAUUCGAUAAAGGCCUGCAUUACUGGGAGGUGGCUGUAGGAGACUGUGAGAGCUGGGCAGUGGGAGUGGUGGAACAAAGCCGGGCUAAACGCAUCCAAAUUCAAGCUAAGGACGAGAAAAUGAAUUCAUGGAUUCUGGAGUGUGAUGGUGGUGAGCUCUCAGUGCUGCACAACAACGACUUCAGCAGGGUCAAGGAGAGCAACAUUCAAACCCUCGGUGUAUUUUUGGACUGCGAUAAAGGGCGACUGAAGUUCUACAAUGUCAAUACAGGCUUCGUUCUGCACUCAUUUUUUGUUCAAUUCAAGGGCUCCAUGUGUCCCGUUUUCAAAAUCCGUGCAGAGACAGACAAAAUGGCACACCUGAAGAUCUGCAACCUGAUUCACAUCGAUGAGCAUUAUGACAACAACAACAUCUCCAUGCCCUCAGAGAUGUCAUCUGAGGAGAACAUGGAGUCAGCUUCUCACAUCUCAAAUUAGGACAUGAUUUCAAAAAUGUGUGUAAAUAAUAAAUUACAAUAAAUAAUUAUAAAUUAUAAAUAUUUAUUUUAAGGACUAUCUAUUAAAAGUGCAUUACUUUUACUGCAGUGUUUAAUGAUGAUUAAUGAAGAUGUGUUACAUACACACAGCUGGGCUGUAACUGUGCAAUAAAUAAUUUGUCAUGUGAAAUGCAUAUGUAAAUCCUGUUCUACAGUCAUAAAUAAUACAAUGAUAAUGAGAAUACAAUGACAAAUUAUAAAUAUUUAUUUUAAGGACUGUCUAUUUAAAAUGUGCUACUUUGACUGCAGAAGAUUAAUGAAGAUUCAUGAAAAUGUGUUUCAUACACACAGCUUAGCUAUAACUACGCAAUAAAUAACUGCAUACGUAAAUCCUGUUUUUGUAUGGACCACUGUAAAAAUGUUGAUGUUUUAUUAAAUGUUUGAAUGAUAUCACAA